Messenger RNA from Aspergillus tubingensis, 1203 nucleotides. RefSeq names its product putative aminotransferase. The record is from RefSeq and is a predicted model, not a curated record. The transcript has 3 exons. Gene Ontology annotation, biological process: biosynthetic process. Bases 1 to 1203 code for a protein of 400 amino acids. Gene Ontology annotation, molecular function: catalytic activity; pyridoxal phosphate binding. Lineage: Eukaryota; Fungi; Ascomycota; Eurotiomycetes; Eurotiales; Aspergillaceae.
AUGGUUCACAUCAAAGAGUUCGCCGUGGAACAAUGGAUGGACAAAUAUGAAACCACAGCCAAAUACAAUGUGGCGGAAACAUGCUGUGCGUCAAUUUCAUUUAAUGAUCUCCGGGAGCUGUCGGAGGACAAGUCCGACCCGUUGGACCUGAGCAUUAAGCUCACUUACGGAGCUAUUCGUGGGUCGGAACGACUCCGGGGAAACCUGGCAAGGCUGUACUCCGAUCAAACACCCUUGCCAUCGGACAAUGUCUUGAUCACUGCUGGCGCCAUCCAAGCCAAUUUUCUCCUGCUCUAUACUCUGGUUGGGCCCGGCGACCAUGUUAUUUGCCAUUACCCCACAUACCAGCAGCUCUACUCAGUCCCGGAAUCGCUCGGGGCCGAGGUGAGUCUGUGGAAAGCCAAAGAGACAGACAACUGGAGGCUGGAUAUCAAUGAACUAAAGAGUCUUAUCCGUCCGAAUACCAAAAUGAUUAUCCUCAAUAACCCUCAAAAUCCUACCGGAGCGGUGAUACCCCAGGAGACAUUAAAGGAAAUUGUUGAAAUAGCUCAAAGCUCGUCCAUCGUUGUCCAUGCCGAUGAGGUUUACCGACCGCUGUAUCACUCUGUCGGGGAAGGCCAAGCCCCGCCAUCGCUCCUGUCUCUAGGAUACGAGCAUACCGUAGUGACUGGCUCCAUGUCCAAGGCAUAUAGCUUGGCAGGACUCCGUGUUGGAUGGAUUGCAUCUCGCGACCGCUCAAUUAUUGAGGCCAGCGCCAGCGCCAGGGACUACACAACCAUUUCUGUCGGCCAGCUGGAUGAUGCUAUUGCCAGUUACGCGUUAGCCCCCGCGUGUGAGCCCAACCUCAUUAAGCGGAACCUUGACUUGGCCCGCCGGAAUUUGGCAAUCUUGGAGAAAUUCAUCGAGUCACAUCGGUGGGCAUGUGACUGGGUUAAGCCGCGAGCAGGUACCACGGCAUUUGUGCGUUUUAACAACCAAGGCCUUCCAGUGGACGAUGUAGCCUUCUGUGAACAACUGCAGGCCAAGAUUGGGGUGAUGUUUGUCCCUGGAAGCUCAUGUUUUGGGGAAGGAGAGGAUUAUGAGGGAUAUGUUCGGAUUGGGUAUGUGUGUGAGACGGAGGUGUUGGAACAAGCCAUGGAGGCGUUGCGAUCAUUCAUGGAUGGGGAAUAUAGGAACGUGCCGGUGAGGAGCAGCCGGACUUAG